Molecule: messenger RNA, 2927 nt
Organism: Mya arenaria
Lineage: Eukaryota; Metazoa; Mollusca; Bivalvia; Myida; Myidae
Exons: 12
Coding region: 2206-2799 (197 amino acids)
Source: RefSeq, a predicted model, not a curated record
UGAAAAUAUCUCAAAAGCAUUUAAAAGUCUCCUUAUUAUGAUGAUAGCCCAAGAAUUUCAGUCUCAUAUGAUUGUAAAAGGCCUUCGUCAUUGUUAAAAGGCAAACAUAGUGGGCGACAGAUGGUUUCUUCAGAUGGUCAAAAUUCAACAGACAAAGAUGCUGUGAUCAGUGUUAAUGACUCAGAUCGUAAAAUAACAGUUGGUGUGAAAAUGAAAUUCACAAGAGGGACAGAUAGUCAGUACAAUAACCAAUUUGAAGUGCAGAAAGAGAAAAAAUCUGCUGAAAAAGGUUUCGGAGAUGUAGACAUUGCUAAAGCCGAACAGAGAAGUGACUUUGAGAGGAAAUCUCAGUUUCAUAAUGCUAGCUUACAGAAUGCUUCUAGUGAUUACAAAUACCCAUCAACAUAUCAGUUACCCACAUCAGGUAAAGGACAUGUAAAUGUGAUAGAAUCAGAUGUCCACUUUGUAAGUACCACCAAGCCUUCAGUGGAGCAACAUACUAAUCGGAAAUGUCUGCCAGGGAAGGCUGACUUGUCAGGAGGUCAACAGAUUCCUGCCCUGCUACAUGAUCCUGAAGACAGCAUUCAGAUUAUAUCUGCCUAUGCCCAGGACACAAGCACCGGAAGCUGCCAGCCGGAGAUUGUCACAUUACCUGAGAGAACCACCAUGGUGUCUGCAACCAACUUUGUCUCUCCAUCAUCUGUCACCAGUGAACCAGUUACAAAGACGACCACCCUGCCCAUGACCUUCCAUAGUGCAGGGUCUAGACUGCUGGAUGACAAGGGGUCAAGUUGUGAAGAAAAGUCUCUAGCCUAGGACACCAGCACCGGAAGCUGCCAGCCGGAGAUUGUCACAUUACCUGAGAGACCCACCAUGGUGUCUGCAACCAACUUUGUCUCUCCAUCAUCUGUCACCAGUGAACCAGUUACCAAGACGACCACCCUGCCCAUGACCUUCCAUAGUGCAGGGUUUAGACUGCUGGAUGACAAGGGGUCAAGUUGUGAAGAAAAGUCUCUAGGUUAAUAUACAGCAUCAGGAGCAGUCACCUACAAGCCAGACUUUGUUGAUAGUGAGUGCAGCAUAGAAUCAGAUAUAUCUGAAAAUUUUCCAGUGCUGACAGAUGGGAAAGCAUCCAUGGCAGUUAUGAGAAAUCUUCAGAAGAAAUAUUACAACAUGAAGGGAAAAGUACUUGAAGCUGACGAAAAAAACAAAAGUUGCUGAAGCAAGUGGCGGUCAUGACAGUGUAAAAUAUAAAAGUUCGGGAUCCAGAACAUGUCAUGAUGUACAUGAAACUGUAACAAGUAGUGGGAAAAAAAGAGAAUAUAUGACAAACGCCUGGCUUGCUUAUUCUGUGGGAAAUUAUAUAAACACAGAAUAAUGGAGCAUAUGUAUCUUGCCCACGGUGAUGAAAAGGAAGUAGCAAAAGCAUUGAGUACCUCCAACAUGGAAGAAAAAAAUGUCAUUGUCUUGAAACUGAAGAACAAAGGAAACUUCAAGCACAAUGUUUCCGUUCUUCAAACUGGCGGUGAACACUUCAUUGUAUGCAAGAGACCAAGUGGACGUCCUAUAAUACCAAGUGACUUCUUGCCUUGUGUGUUUUUAUGCUAUGGUUUUUAUCAGAGAAAGGAACUUUGGAGACAUUUGAAAACUUGCAGCUUAAAAGUAAUUCAUAGCACAGAACAGAAGAAUAGUCUUACGGCUUCUGCUAGGGUUAUGCUACGGGCCGCAGUAAGCACAGAUCCGAAGGGAAAUGAUGGUGCACAACUUUUGGAAUUUUUACAGACAAGAAAUGAUGUCAUUGGCAAUGAAAUUAUUAAUGACAGUCUUAUUGUCAAGUUUGGGAAAGUGCUUUUUGAAAAACUAGGAAGCCGACGAAAAAAUGAUGUAUCCCAAAGAAUGCGGCAACUUGGGCGAUUAAAGACACAUAUAAACUCUAACCAGAUAGAAAAGAUUGAUUCAUCUUUAAGAUGAAGUGCUGCUAUGAUUGAUACAUGUACAUUUGAAUCAUCUCUUUUUAUAGAAUGGAUAUGGUACAGUCGCAAGGAAAAAUGAACAAAAAUGUUGCGACGCUAAUGACCAAUGAAAUGGUGAGCGCAGUUGAUAUCCUGAUUUCCUGCAGAACACAGUGUGGAAUUAGAGAGUCUAACAAGUUUUUUUUCAAACCAAAAGGAUGGGCAUCUCAGCACCUGGCAAAGUCUUCGUGACAUGGUUAAUCAGGCUGGGUGCCAAAGACUAGAACUCAUCAACAGUAACUCGCUGCAAAAGUACAUAGCAACAGUUUGUCAGAUUUUAGAUCUAAACGAAGGUGAGGUGCAGUGGGUGUCGAGCCACCUUGCCCACACAGUAAAAACCCACUUAGGUUUUUACAGGCUGCAGGAGGGAGCCAUCGAAAUUGCCAAAGUAUCUAGGCUGCUACUAGCCGCAAAGAACGGGACAUUGUCAAAAUAUGAAGGAAAGUCGCUGGAAGAUGUACAGGUUGAUGAUUUACCGUUGGGAGAGUCAGACGAUAUACCUGUGCAUGGAGAAAGUGCAUAUGAUUCUAUUGAUUUGAACUUGGCUGAGCAUUGGAAUGGAGAUGAUGAGCAACCAGCAGAGGCCCAAUCCUCCAUGCCUGUUAACAGAAGCGUCCCAGGCUUACCAAGAAAAGACACAUACAAGAGUCAGACUCUGAAGAUUAGCAACCAGCAGAGACCCAAUCCUCCAUGCCUGUUAACCAGCGACCGAAGCGCCCCAGGCUUUCCAAGAAAAGACACAUACAAGAGUCAGACUCUGAAGAUGUUGCUGACGAUGACUCAUUGAUAGAUCCCAGUUUUAUGGAUUCAGGCAGAGAAGAGUCAAGCACAGAUGAUGAACAAACGUCGAAGAAUUUUAUCCAGCAACAAAAAUUCUACAAACAGAGGUGGUCAGAAACUGAAAACAAGAUAUUC